AUAGCCGUCGCGCAGUAAUUUUUGUGAGCUAAAAGAGGAGCAUAUGAGAAUCGGUUCGGUUUGAUUCAGAAGAUCUCGAGGAGCUCCAGUUCUACUGAGAUGUGCGCAUCCAAUGUGUCGCCGUCGAAAAAGGUAUCGAAGCUCGAAGUAGGAGGGGAUUCUCGUCAUCCGAUGUAUAGGGGCGUGCGGAGAAGACCUUGGGGCAUAUGGGUGACAGAGAUUCGAAGGCCGAAGAAGAAAGCUCGCAUUUGGCUAGGAUCAUUCGAAACAGCGGAAAUGGCUGCCAGGGCAUACGAUACCGCGGCACUGUGUCUACGAGGACCUGGAGCACAUCUGAACUUUCCGAAACUAGCGAGUUCGCUGCCUCGUCCGCUGGAUCUCUCAGACAAGAGCAUACAAGCAGCUGCCAAUGACGCAGCAAAGAGAUUUUCACGAGAGGUCAAGUCUCAAAGACGGCUCUACAGGCUUCAUGCAACGGCUUCCUCAUCAAUGUCAAAUGCUGUUGAUUCUCAGUCGCAUUGCAAUCUGCAUGCUAUCGAUGUGCCCAACUCCUUCUCCAGAAGAUCAGUACUGACGGCGUGUAAAAUUGAGCCUGAAAAUUCAGGGGAAUAUUUCUUUUCCAGUAAGCAGACGAGAUUACCCCUACUCACCACUAAAUCGAACUCGAACAUCCCAAGAGAGCAUCGCGUUCGAGCAUUGUUUCGUUCUUCACUGCAUGGAAGACUCGAAGACGCAGUCUUACAGAUAGACGCAGUCCCCACGCACGCCGCAAUGAUUCGAGAAGAUCUGGGCACAAAGAAAGGAAUUCUAUCACAAUCAAGUCGAACGCAGGUCGGAAUCUCCAAUGACCAAGUUGAUCUACAACUAGCGAAGACCAUGACCGAGGAAUUCGACAGGAGAGUGCCUCAAUCCUGCCCAGACAAUCUGGAGAAAUUGCUGGAAGAGAGAACAUCGACGUCGAGCAGGCUGCAUCCAGCAUCAUCAUCAUCAUCACCCACGGAGAUGCACCAGAAGAGGCUAGAACUGCAGUUUCUGGAGGAGGACAUGAUGCUGAACAAUCUGUCCGGCUUCGUCACCAGUCUAUACGACGGCAUGUGCCUAGUACCUCCUCCAACAGCCAUGGUGGCCGAAACUUGCUUCCAGGUAGACGGUGAUGAAGCCACGACUUACAACUGGGAGCCACGCCUGUGGAGCUUCUGA
Molecule: messenger RNA, 1200 nt
Organism: Physcomitrium patens
Lineage: Eukaryota; Viridiplantae; Streptophyta; Bryopsida; Funariales; Funariaceae
Source: RefSeq, a predicted model, not a curated record